AUGUCUGAGAGCGGCCCCAAGGAUGCUGUGCUCAGCAUCGCGGUGUUGCCUGCCUCCGUACUGCCCUCGCCUUCCGGAGAUGCUCGGUCUGCCUCCCUGGUGGGACACGUUGGUUUGGUGGGCUGCGGUCCAGUCAACGUGUCCUACAUGGGCACUUGGCCUUUGGGAACGCUUUGGGCGUUAGGCCAUUUCCAGGACCUACUCACUAAGGAUGACAAAGAAGCCAACAGACUCAUGCCAAACAAAGGAGACCAUGGACUAGGAAAUGAGAAGUUCAAACCUGUGGUACCUUGGCCUCAUGUUGAAGGUGUGGAAGUGGACUUGGAAUCCAUUCGAAGGAAAAAUAAGGCCAAAAAUGAACUAAAUCAUCAUGCUGGUGGUGAUAACAAACAGCAAAACAUCAUCCAGAGGCAGUAUCUCACAUUUAAGCCUCAGACAUUUGUAUACCGAGAUCCUGUUUUACGAUCUGGAAUCCUUGGUAAUUUUGAACCCAAAGAGCCUGAGCCUCAUGGAGUUGUUGGUGGCCCUGGAGAGGAAGCGAAGCCAUAUGUUUUAGGACCAGAUUACAAAGAAUCCAUUCAAGCCAGCAUUAAAGAGUUCGGGUUUAAUAUGGUGGCAAGUGAUAUGAUCUCACUAGACCGGAGCGUUAAUGACUUGCGUCAAGAAGAAUGCAAAUACUGGCAUUAUGAUGAUAACCUGCUCACCUCCAGCGUUGUCAUUGUCUUCCACAAUGAAGGAUGGUCCACGCUCAUGAGGACAGUCCACAGUGUCAUUAAGAGAACACCAAGGAAAUAUUUGGCAGAAAUUGUGCUGAUUGAUGAUUUUAGCAACAAAGCGCACUUAAAAGAGAGGCUGGAUGAGUAUAUUAAGCAGUGGAACGGCCUUGUAAAGGUGUUUCGAAAUGAGAGGAGAGAAGGUUUAAUCCAGGCUAGGAGCAUUGGAGCCCAGAAGGCUAAACUUGGACAGGUUUUGGUUUACCUUGAUGCCCAUUGUGAGGUGGGAAUUAAUUGGUAUGCGCCACUUAUAGCUCCUAUAUCUAAGGACAGAACUACAUGUACUGUACCUCUAAUAGAUUACAUAGAUGGGAAUGAUUAUUCCAUUGAGCCACAACAAGGUGGGGAUGAAGAUGGUUUUGCCAGAGGGGCCUGGGACUGGAGUUUGCUGUGGAAACGAAUUCCGUUAAGCCACAAGGAAAAGUCCAAACGAAAACAUAAAACUGAGCCUUAUCGGUCCCCUGCAAUGGCUGGUGGACUGUUUGCCAUCGAACGCGAUUUCUUCUUUGAACUGGGUCUCUAUGAUCCAGGUCUUCAAAUUUGGGGUGGUGAAAAUUUUGAAAUUUCUUACAAGAUCUGGCAGUGUGGAGGAAAACUGUUGUUUGUUCCCUGUUCCCGUGUUGGACACAUCUAUCGUCUUCAGGGUUGGCAAGGAAAUCCACCCCCUGUGUACGUUGGGUCUUCUCCUACAUUAAAGAACUACGUCAGAGUUGUAGAAGUGUGGUGGGACGAAUACAAAGAUUACUUUUAUGCCAGUCGGCCUGAGACAAAGGCACUACCCUACGGAGAUAUAUCUGAGCUGAAGAAAUUCCGUGAGGAUCACAACUGCAAAAGUUUUAAGUGGUUUAUGGAGGAAAUUGCAUAUGAUAUAACUUCAUAUUAUCCCUUACCACCUAAAAACGUGGACUGGGGAGAGAUUAGAGGCUUUGAAACCGCUUACUGCAUCGAUAGCAUGGGGCACACCAAUGGUGGCUUCGUUGAGCUUGGGCCUUGCCACAGAAUGGGAGGAAACCAGCUUUUCCGAAUCAAUGAAGCUAAUCAACUCAUGCAGUAUGAUCAGUGCUUAACUAAAGGACCGGAUGGAUCCAAAGUUAUGAUUACGCACUGUAAUCAGAAUGAAUACAAGGAAUGGCAAUACUUCAAGAAUCUGCACAGAUUUACUCACGUUCCAUCAGGGAAGUGCUUGGAUCGCUCCGAAGUCCUCCAUCAAGUUUUCAUUUCAGAUUGUGACUCCAGUAAAGCAACGCAAAAAUGGGAAAUGAACAACAUCCUUAGUGUGUAGACAGACAGAACCUACCUACUGACACGUUAAUUUGUACAGGACUGACCAUAGCCUGAAAACUGCUGCAAUCAUUAACUCUGUACAGCUGCGAGCCUCCUGGCUUGGAUGAAGGACGUAGAGGAACUGUGAUUAUUACAAUAACAUUAUCAUCCGCAGUUAAUGUUUACAAAACUGCUUUACCUUAAACUCUGUAGAUGUUUACAUCUUUUUGUUUUAAGAUGUCGGUAAAUUAAUGUGCUAUUAGCUAUGUUUCAUAGGAACAUAGUUAAAAGCGUUGUCGUCUUCUUUGGGAUUACACUCAGGGGUCUGAAGGCAGUUUUUUUACACACACUUGAAAAGGUUGGAGUAACCAGAUUUUUCAUAGAACUUGGUGAUUAUCAACCUGUUGUAUAUUUUUAUUUAAUUUUGCAUCUUACUAAGCACUGCCACAGGUUACUAGCCAGGGUGGCCUUCUCUCACAGUCAUGCUGCUUUUUUGGAAGGUGAAUUUCAACAUAUUUAGUGCCUCUUUCAUUUCUCUCUUUCACAAGAAAAGCAUUUGGUGGAAAUCAUACAGUGGAUUUUUCUGAGCCGUCACCAGGGGUAGGGAUGAACCGUACUAUCCCAUACGAUUAUUGUGAUACUGAAGACAAAUUUCUGUUCCCGGUUUGGCUGCUCUACUUCUACUGGACGCUGUGUACGGUGCAAGGACGAGCUUAGUGUCGAGUUUAGUGCUACUGUGGUACAUUUUGAUGGAAGUAAGCACCCUCGCGAUUCCAGUU
This is a messenger RNA of Opisthocomus hoazin, 2815 nucleotides long. NCBI's taxonomy places the organism in Eukaryota, Metazoa, Chordata, Aves, Opisthocomiformes, Opisthocomidae. The record is from RefSeq and is a predicted model, not a curated record.